AUGAUGGAGUCAACAAAUAUUUUUGACAAAAAGUUCCAAAAAUUAAUAGACGAAACUGUUAAAGUGAUUCAACUCGAAAAAAACGAUACAGAUUUUAAAAUCGAGAGACCGCACUUUCAUGCGGUCAAAGAAGAGACCGAAAAAUUAUCUUGUUCGUAUUGCAAAGUAAAAUUCGACGAUUUAAUUCAACAAAGGGAACAUUAUAAGUUGGAUUGGCACAGAUACAACCUAAAACAAUCGCUAGUUUCCAAACAACCAAUCAGCGAGGAGGAAUUUUUCGAAAAAAAUGAUAGAGAUGGUGUAUCGAGUAUAUCGGGGUCGGAUUCUGAAAAAGAAGACACUAUAGAUACUCUUGCGACUGCUCAAGGCAAAAUAUUUUUGCAGAAUGACUCAAAAACCGUAUUUUCACUGUAUAGGUGUCUAAUAUUAGAAAAAAAGGAAGAAAUUACAGAAAAAAACAUUCACUACCGUUUAAAAGAAACCUGCAUUAACAAUACCCAGUGGUGCAUUCUAAUGUUAGGUGGGGGCCAUUUUGCAGGGGCAAUUUUCCAAAAUAACGCGCCAAUUUUGCACAAAACUUUCCAUUGUUAUACCGUUAGAGCUGGACAGGGCGGUUCUCAAUCUUCUAGAGAUGGGCGCAGCAAUUCUCAACCUAAAAGCGCAGGGGCUUCCCUGAGGCGUUACAACGAGCAGGCCUUGAUUCAGCAUGUUAAAGGUAUUGUUGAAGUGUGGAGUGAAGAAAUAAAGAAAUGUAGCUUGAUUUCGUAUAGAGCUUCAGGUCCCUAUAAUAGAGCGGUUUUAUUUGGUGGAAAUGCCCCUCUAUUGGACAGAGCUGACCCUAGGUUGAGAACUAUACCAUUUUCUACACGUAGAGCGACUUAUACUGAAGUCCAAAGGGUCUACAAUGUCUUAACGUCCAUACAGAUAUAUGAGUCCUUGGAUGAAGCCCAGCUUCAUUUCGGCAAACAAAAAACCCCGGAAACUGAUCCUAAGAAAGCUAGAGCCAAGUCCGCUUGCAUCAAUAGAGCUAAAUCCAGGGAACGCGUGGAUAGACCUCUUCCAGUUGAAGAAUUAUCCGAUUCUUCCGAUUGUGAAGAUUUGAACGACUCAACAUACGAAAUUGUUGAGGAGACGGUGGACUUUAAAGAGCUGCUGGAGGGUUUGGAGGACACGCGUGUUUUUGCGAAGAAAAGCAAAAAGAAGAAACCGAAGAAAAGUAAAGCGAAAAAGUUGCGUGAGAAGACGGAGCUUUAUAAAAAGAAAAUUCUGGACGUUUUGUUUCAAGGAAACCUUGUUAUACUCAAAGAAAAACUUGAGGAGUACCUCCAUAAAGACCAAAACGAAGAUAAUGAAGAAAAACCUUCUCCAGAGCAACUUAAAAACGACUUUUUCAAUGAAAUUUUGGACGAUUCUGGUAACAGUCUUCUACAUGUCGCUGCUUUGAAUGAACAUGAAGAAAUUAUGGAAUAUUUGCUGCAAAAUGGCGCUGAUCCUUGCAGAAAAAAUAAAAAUCAACACACGGCUUAUACGUGUACACAAAGCAAGGAAAUCAGGGACGUACUAAGGAAAUUUGCUAGGGACAAUCCAGAAAAAUACAACUAUAAUAAAGCACAAAUACCCAUAAAUACAUUAACGGAGGACGAAAUUGCUGACAAAAAAAGAAAUCAACGAAAACUGAAGAGAGAAAAGGAGAAGGAAAAGAAGAAAGAGAAUGAAGUGAAGAAAAAAGAACAACACGAAAAAGAUCGUUUCUUACAACUAAGCGAUAGAGAAAAGAGGGCGCUGGCUGCCGAAAGAAGGAUUUUAAACCAAUCAGGAGUCGUGAUAAGCAGAUGUUUCCUAUGUGCUUCUGAUAUGUCGGGUAAAGUUCCGUUUGAGUACUUGGGUAACCGAUUUUGUAGCAUAGAUUGUCUUAAAGCCCAUAGGUUGCAAAGUCCUUUAGUUUUGUCGUAA
Messenger RNA from Brassicogethes aeneus, 1953 nucleotides. NCBI's taxonomy places the organism in Eukaryota, Metazoa, Arthropoda, Insecta, Coleoptera, Nitidulidae. The record is from the annotation of a GenBank genome assembly.